Messenger RNA from Hyla sarda, 3518 nucleotides. RefSeq names its product zinc finger BED domain-containing protein 4-like. Gene Ontology annotation, molecular function: protein dimerization activity. The record is from RefSeq and is a predicted model, not a curated record. Lineage: Eukaryota; Metazoa; Chordata; Amphibia; Anura; Hylidae. The coding region runs from base 1715 to 3013 and encodes 432 amino acids. The transcript has 3 exons.
AUAACGAAUCAUGCGGUGAAUAACGAAUGCAUUCGUUAAAUAACGAAUCAUUCGGGGAAUAACGAAUGCAUUCGUUGUCUGUAAACGAAAGUAAAGAAAUAAUUCUACAUUCUUUUAAUUGGUCCUUGGGAGGUCACAUGAUCGGAGUUCAUUGUCACAUGGUACCAUAUGGUAACUUUUAGCCAAUUAGCUUAUUCCAUUCGAUCCCUACUGUAUUGCAGACAGUAAGGCUGUUUUAUUCAGUUGUGAGGUAGUCCUGUGAGACUUUGGCUGGUGGUGUUACAGUUGCAGUGUGUGGAGUGAGUCACUGGAUUUGCAGAAAUGGACGGUUUACCUGAUGAUAACUUGGCUUCUGGCACAGAGACAACAGGCAAACAAGCUAAGGUAACACCUGCACUUUUUUACAAAAGAGGAUCAGCAGCAAGGCCUGCAGCAAAGUCCCAUGCUUCAUCAAGUGGCCAUACUCAUCAUCAUAUCCAAGGAAAAAAUAAGACAGCCACCACUAGUGCUGCUACUGUGGCCCUUAAUGUCUCGCAAUCUGUUAGACACCAAGAAGGAGAGGGAAACAAGAAGCAGGGUUCACAAUCAGACAUGGACAUAAUGCAGUUAAGUACGCCUCUUCAAGGUGUAGACAUUGGAAGCAUAGAAGAGGAGGUACCCCUUGAUUUCAUUCAUGAUGUGUCCAGUCCUGAACAAUAUCAAAGUCCUGUAUCGCAACUCCUAUUUACAACUGACCUUCCAGAAUCAUCAUCACCCCCAUCAUCCUCUGGCUCUUUAGUUGUAAUGGAUACACCACCCUCCCAUUCAAGUAGUGCCACCGUCGCCAGUACAAGGCCUCCAUCUUCCAAAAGCUAUUGCCUCCCGCAAAAUGCCCCAUCUGCACAACCCGGUUCCAGUUCCAGCCGGAAAUCUAAAGUUUGGGAGCAUUUUUCUAUAGUUGUGAUGGUAGAUCAGCUAAAUGUAAGCUAUGUGGCAGGGAAGUCAGUCGUGGUAGAGUUAUAGGGCAUCUGACUAAUUCUGGCAUGAAUCACCAUUUGCGCACACACCACAAGCCAGUCCUGUUAAGAGAAGACAGUGGGUUGUUGUCACCUCCACCCAGUAAAAAAAAGGGCAAGUAGUGCUAGUUCCAGUGCUACCAUCAGCCCAGAUAACCUGGACAAGGGGCACAGAGGGGAAGCUGUUGACUCCAGUCAAGCAAAACAGCCCACCUUGGAUCAAUUUAGUGGAUUUCAUUCCAGGGGGAUUUCAAGACAGCAGUCCCGUAAAAUUACCCGCCUCAUUGGCGAGCUCAUAGCCGUCGGGGGAGCUCCCUUUAACAUGGUGGAGGGGGAACCGUUUAAACGUCUAAUGCAGGCAGUUGCACCCCAGUAUGUAAUUCCAUCCCGUACCACAUUUAGUCGCAGUAUAGUACCCUCCUUACAUUAAUCUUGUGUGGAGUUAAUAAAACAGGAGCUAGGCAGAGCCACAGGACAGUGUUUACAUUUCACCACAGACUUGUGGAGUGCUCCCAGUGGGCAGCAUGCCUUCUUAUCACUAACAGCACACUGGUGGCAGCCCAUUGUAAUGGAACCAGCCCAAAUUACAUCAGGGCCAAGAAACACAGGAGCUGGUGUUGUAGAAAAACCAAAAUCAGGGGCACUGCUCAUUCCUACUGCAUGCAGAGGUUUUAGAUGAGCAGCACAGCUCGCAUAACAUAAACCGUGCAUUACAGAAAAUGGUGGCAGAGUGGCUUGGGGAGCAGGCAAAUACACAGGUAAAGAUGGGGUUUGUGGUCACUGAUGGGGCAGCCAAUAUGUUAAAAGCACUGCGGGAUGGCAAAUUUGUUGGUGUCCGAUGCUCCGCCCAUGUCCUCCAUCUUGUAGUAAAGGCUGGUAUAGAUGACACCACUGAGAGCAAUACAAAGCUCUCUGAAGUGUUAGACUCCUGUAGGAAAAUUGCAGGCCAUUUUCAUAGAAGUGUGAAGGACAGUCACAUUUUCAGGCAGGAGCAGAUUAAGGCAGGUCUUCCUCAACACCGCCUGAAGCAGGAUGUAAGCACCAGGUGGAAUUCUACAUUGGACAUGCUUGAAAGAAUUCUGGAGCAACAAAAAGCAAUACAUGCAAUGUCACAUGAGCAGGUCAUCGGUGUGACCAGACCACUUAGCAGGGAGGAGUGGAAAAUAAUAGCUCAGGUGGUGACUGUACUAAGCCCCUUUCGUGCAGCCACAGAAAACCUAAAUCAAGAAAAUGCAAGCUUGGCUCAAGUCAUCCCCCUCUUUACCCAUCUUGUUAACAAAAUGGAUGCCAUCCUCAACCAUAGAGAAAACUUGCCUGGAGGAUACAUAGUACCUGAUGUUGCCACACUUGUCAGAAGACUGCAUGGACAAUUAAACCGGAGGAUCCCAGAGCUCACUGAUGCUUGCCCUGAAUUGAUGCUUGCCACCAUGUGUGACCCCCGAAUUAAGGGCAAAAUGGCACUCCAAGCCAAUUCCCUAACAAGCUGGAGAGAGAAAUUAAUCAACAGGGUGUGUGACAGGCAAAGACACUUGGUUGUGCCGUCAGAGAGGGACGAUGAGGAUGAUGAUGAUGAUGAAGAAGAGGAGGAUGAGCCUGCUAUGUCAUCAUCAUCACCCAUCACAAACACUGCUGGACACUCAUCAAGAGCUGCUGACUUUUGGGCAGAAACUUUGCAAACCUUGGUCGGACACAACAGACAACCCUCAAGGAUACCCAGAGAUAAGGUUGCAGAGACUGUAAAAAGUUAUUUGUCUGAACCCCAUCUGGCACCUACAGCGGAUAGUCUCAAGUACUGGGAUGAAAGGAGGGCAAUUUGGCCUGCUCUCUCCAUGGUGGCCCAGGAGCUCCUAUCCUGCCCCCCAACCUCUGUGCAAAGUGAACGGGUAUUUUCAGUCACUGGCAAUAUUCUCUGCCCACAGCGUUCACAGCUGGCCCCUCAGCUCAUGGAGCAGAUGACUUUUCUUAAAGUAAACAUGCCCAAGCUGGGAUACCCUGCCCUAAGCUUUGACACCAAUUAGUUAUGAGUUCUACAGUUCAAGUUAAAAGUUGAAGUUCUUGGUUACAAAUUGGAAUGUUGGAUCCCGUUGUGUUAUCAGUUGUUUGAAAAAGUUAAGAAAGUGAACAGCACCAUCAAACAGGUUAGUGGUCUGUCAAUUUUCUUCUUAGCCUCCUAACAUUACAUUUAGAAUGCUAAUAAUUUCUAUUUAAUUUAUAUCUUUCCCUCCUUCUUUUAGGAUUUAGUGGACAUUUAGUGGACAUUUUUGUGGAUACAACAAGGACGUCCAUUUAUGUGGUAAAGGAGAUCAGCAAAUCAGUGGAAGGAUUUGGCACCAUUUUGUAUGAGGUUACAAUAUACAACUCAACAUGAAACUUUGGUAAUAGAAUACAGAGGUUUGUGAAGGUGCCCUGUUGUUGCUGCUGCUGGUGUCAGCCAAUGGAGGUGAUUGGCUGAUUCCUGAUAUUGCCAUCAGGAGGUCCACCCUUAGCUGUGCUGUGGCCUGAAGGUGCUGCUGGCUGACCCGG